This is a messenger RNA of Raphanus sativus (radish), 733 nucleotides long. RefSeq lists its product as uncharacterized. Lineage: Eukaryota; Viridiplantae; Streptophyta; Magnoliopsida; Brassicales; Brassicaceae. The record is from RefSeq and is a predicted model, not a curated record. Gene Ontology annotation, molecular function: S-adenosylmethionine-dependent methyltransferase activity.
AUGUCGGAGGAUAUGGUCAAGGACGGAUACGAGGAGAUAAUGAAUGUUGACAUAUCUUCAGUGGCUAUCGAGAUGAUGUGAACCAAACAUGCUUAUGUUCCUCAGCUCAAAUAUAUGCAAAUGGAUGUUAGAGAUAUGAGCUACUUUGAAGACGAGUCAUUUGACACUGUCAUUGAUAAAGGAACACUUGAUUCAUUGAUGGUACGGACAGAUGCUCCUCUAAGUGCUUGGAGAAUGUUGGGUGAAGUUAGCAGGCUGAUUAAACCUGGAGGGACCUAUUUCUUGAUAACCUACGGUGGUCCCAAAGUGAGAAUGCCUCAUUUGACUCCUGCAUACAACUGGAACAUCUCCUUAUAUAUACUACCAAGACCAGGUUUUAAAAAACCAGGAAGCAGUAGCUACUCAGCAGCGAAAUCGCGUCUAGAAGCUAUACCUUUGACAAGUGAAGGGAUGCUACCACAUGAUUAUGUUCUGGAGGAUCCUGAUUCCCAUUUUAUUUACAUAUGCAACAAGAAAGGUUGAAGAGAAGUAGCUCAAAUACCCUCAUACCCAUUAAUGGAGUAGCAUGUUUUGUAGUGAUACUUGUCUUUUUCAAUCUCAUCCCCAUGUAUAUCAACGGUCUCUUGUUGUAUGUUCUAUGUGUGUGUGUAAUCUUAUCGCAAUUGAAUGGGAGGUUUAUACUCUAAAAGUUUAUACUCUCCUUUUAUACGGAUAAACAUGUUCUCAACUAAAU